Molecule: messenger RNA, 6305 nt
Organism: Symphalangus syndactylus (siamang)
Lineage: Eukaryota; Metazoa; Chordata; Mammalia; Primates; Hylobatidae
Product: HEAT repeat-containing protein 6-like
Source: RefSeq, a predicted model, not a curated record
CCCCCCCCGCCCCCGCCAUGUAGAAAAGAUGGCUGCUGUGCAAGUUGCCAGCUUGUUUCCUUCGGGGCAGCAGCGGGAGGCACCGCGGGAAGCAAUCCCUGAGCGAGGCAGUGGGUUUCGCCGCUUGUCUGCCAGGCUCUGCGCCCUGCGCCCGGAUGACAGCAGCUCCGCCCGCACCGAGAUCCACCUGCUUUUCGAUCAGCUCAUCUCCGAGAACUACAGCCAGGGCAGUGGUGUGGCCCCGCAGUUUCUGAGCUCUUGGAGGUUCAGGAACAUGUUUGUUUUUACCUUUGGAGCCCAAGGACCUCGCACACUAUGGCACAUAGACGUUAGUGCUCUUCUUGUCCAGGCGUGCCGACUGGUACCUCUUAAUCAGAAUCAUCUUGUCAGCAAAGUGUCCCAGCUUAACCACCAUUUACUUAACAGAUUACAGGUAAUUGUUGAUGAACAGCACUUGGAUUUCCUGUUGGCAUAUACUAUUUCAGCUAUUCAUCAGUGUAGUUCCUGGACACACAUGGAAAUUCUUCAAGCCCUGGCAGCUCUGGUGUACUGCAAUGGCUCAAAAUGUCAAAAGUACCUCCCAGAGCUGCUAGGCAAGACCGGACUCUUAAUGAAGUUGAGUGACUUGGCUCAGUCGGAUCCUGAAGUCAGGAGAGCUGCAGUAUAUUGUAUGGCAAAGUUAUGUCUCAGUAUGCCAGGACAGCCGUAUUUGGAGGAGCCCUGCCAAAAUGUCUGUUUCCAAGCUUUCCUGACUAUUUUACAAUCUCCAAAAUCAUCUGAUAUGGAUGAUGUCACAUUUUGCAUGUUAUUGCAAAAUGCAUUAAAAGGUAUACAGUCACUUCUAAAUGGUGGAAGAAUGAAACUAACACAGACCGAUGAACUUGGAGCACUUUUAGCUGUGCUAAAGAAAUUCAUGUUUCACGGACUCCCUGGACUAAACAUAGAGAUGCCCACGGUGUUAUACCCAACUCCGCUUCCUCAGUAUGAUGGGCGAACACCUAUCAAACCACAGCAAUCAGAAUCCAGUGCUUCUCGACCAACUUUGAAUAAAAAGAAAAAGUCCAGAGUAAAACCAAAGAAAAUCCAGCAAGGAGAGGAGGAGGAAAAGGAAUCCAGUGGUGAAAUAGAGGCAGCCCCAGUCACUGGCACAGGCAGAGUGAACCUGCAUGAAGGGAACACUUGGUGUCCCUCCUCCCUGGGUGUCCAGAGUUUGCCUUUAGAUGGAAGUGGAGCUGCAGGAAAAGAUGGAGUCUCCUCACCCUUCAGUUCUUCCAGUUGGAAAAGGGUCAGCAGUAGUGAGUCAGACUAUUCUGAUGCUGAAGGAGGCAUGCAGAGUAAAAUGAGGUCUUACCAAGCUAAAGUUCGCCAAGGAGCCUUAGUUUGUUUUCUUUCAACUAUAAAAUCGAUAGAAAAAAAGGUUCUUUAUGGCUACUGGUCAGCCUUUAUUCCUGAUACACCUGAACUUGGCAGCCCACAGUCAGUGUCCUUGAUGACCCUUACAUUGAAAGACCCUUCUCCAAAGACACGUGCCUGUGCUCUGCAAGUUUUAUCUGCCAUCUUGGAAGGCUCAAAGCAGUUUCUUUCUGUUGCUGAGGAUACCAGUGACCACAGAAGGGCUUUUACCCCCUUCUCCGUAAUGAUCGCUUCCAGCAUUAGAGAGUUGCACAGAUGUCUUUUGUUAGCUUUGGUGGCGGAGUCAUCCUCACAGACCCUUACUCAGAUAAUUAAGUGCCUUGCAAAUUUAGUAUCAAAUGCACCUUAUAAUCGUCUAAAACUCAGCCUGCUGACCAAAGUCUGGAACCAGAUAAAGCCUUAUAUUCGCCACAAAGAUGUUAAUGUUCGUGUGUCAAGUCUCACACUCUUGGGAGCUAUAGUGUCCACCCACGCACCUUUACCUGAAGUCCAGCUGCUUCUGCAACAGCCAUGUUCUUCUGGACUCAGUAAUAGCAAUUCAGCAACCCCUCACCUCAGCCCUCCUGAUUGGUGGAAGAAAGCCCCUACAGGACCCUCUCUGGAAGAAACAUCAGUUAGCUCACCUAGGGGAUCUUCAGAGCCCUGCUGGCUCAUUCGACUCUGCAUUUCCAUUGUCGUACUGCCCAAGGAGGAUUCCUGUUCAGGUAGCGAUGCUGGCUCUGCAGCAGGAGGCAACUACGAACCAUCCCCCAUGCGACUGGAGGCCUUACAGGUAUUGAGUCUUCUGGCAAGGGGCUACUUUUCAAUGACUCAAGCCUACUUGAUGGAGCUUGGAGAGGUGAUUUGCAAGUGCGUGGGGGAAGCAGAUCCAUCCAUUCAGCUUCAUGGAGCAAAGCUUCUGGAAGAACUGGGCACAGGCUUAAUACAGCAACAUAAACCGGACUCCACUGCAGCACCUGAUCAGAGAGUGCCAGUCCUCUUGAUGGUGAUGUUCUGGACUAUGAUGCUGAACGGUCCUUUACCCAGAGCCCUGCAGAAUUCGGAGCACCCAACUCUCCAGACGAGCGCCUGUGAUGCCCUGUCUUCCAUCUUGCCAGAGGCCUUCAGCAAUCUGCCGAAUGAUAGGCAGAUCCUGUGCAUCACAGUGCUGCUCGGGCUGAAUGACAGCAAGAAUCGCUUAGUGAAAGCUGCAACUUCAUGGGCCCUGGGAGUCUAUGUGCUUUUUCCCUGUCUCAGACAGGAUGUCAUAUUUGUUGCAGAUGCAGCAAAUGCAAUGUUGAUGUCACUUGAAGACAAGUCUCUAAAUGUUCGAGCCAAGGCAGCCUGGUCCCUGGGCAACCUGACAGACACUGUGAUUAUCAACAUAAGCAUUAAAAUGCGUGGCUCAGGCUAGCAAGAAGAGAUCACUGGCAGAUUUUGAAAAGUACUUGAAAAUGGCAAACAAUACCAAAGAAUUAGAAGAUUGUGAGGAAGGUAAUAAACUGGGAGCAAUUAACAGCACAUUAAGUAAUCAAAGCAAAGAAGCUUUCAUUGACUGGGCAAGAUAUGAUGAUUCACGGGAUCACUUUUGUGAACUUGAUGAGGCUGCUGCCAUUCAAAACAUUUUCUCAGGGACCUACGUUGCAGUUCACUCUUUGUUGGACAGGAGAGACCAAUGAUAAAUCUACAGCUCCCAUUGCCAAACCUCUUGCCACUAGAAAUUCAGAGAGUCUCCAUCAGGAAAACAAGCCUGGUUCAGUUAAACCUACUCAAACUAUUGCUGUUAAAGAAUCAUUGACUACAGAUCUACAGACAAGAAAAGAAAAGGAUACUCCAAAUGAAAACCGACAAAAAUUAAGAAUAUUUUAUCAGUUUCUCUAUAACAACAAUACAAGGCAACAAACUGAAGCAAGAGAUGACCUGCAUUGCCCUUGGUGUACUCUGAACUGCCGCAAACUUUAUAGUUUACUCAAGCAUCUUAAACUCUGCCAUAGCAGAUUUAUCUUCAACUAUGUUUAUCAUCCAAAAGGUGCUAGGAUAGAUGUUUCUAUCAAUGAGUGUUAUGAUGGCUCCUAUGCAGGAAAUCCUCAGGAUAUUCAUCGCCAACCUGGAUUUGCUUUUAGUCGCAAUGGACCAGUUAAGAGAACACCUAUCACACACAUUCUUGUGUGCAGGUCAAAACGAACAAAAGCAAGCAUGUCUGAAUUUCUUGAAUCUGAAGAUGGGGAGGUAGAACAGCAAAGAACAUAUAGUAGUGGCCACAAUCGUCUGUAUUUCCAUAGUGAUACCUGCUUACCUCUCCGUCCACAAGAAAUGGAAGUAGAUAGUGAAGAUGAAAAGGAUCCUGAAUGGCUAAGAGAAAAAACCAUUACACAAAUUGAAGAAUUUUCUGAUGUUAAUGAAGGAGAGAAUGAAGUGAUGAAACUCUGGAAUCUCCAUGUCAUGAAGCAUGGGUUUAUUGCUGACAAUCAAAUGAAUCAUGCCUGUAUGCUGUUUGUAGAAAAUUAUGGACAGAAAAUAAUUAAGAAGAAUUUUUGUUGAAACUUCAUGCUUCAUCUAGUCAGCAUGCAUGACUUUAAUCUUAUUAGCAUAAUGUCAAUAGAUAAAGCUGUUACCAAGCUCCGUGAACUGCAGCAAAAAUUAGAAAAGGGGGAAUCUGCUUCCCCUGCAAACGAAGAAAUAAUUGAAGAACAAAAUGGGACAGCAAAUGGUUUUAGUGAAAUUAACUCAAAAGAGAAAGCUUUGGAAACAGAUAGCGUCUCAGGAGUUUCAAAACAGAGCAAAAAACAAAAACUCUGAAAAGAUCUAACCCCAUGUUAUGGACAAACACUGAAAUUACAUUUUAGGGAAUUCAUCCUCUAAGAAGAAUUAUGUUUUUGUUUUUAAUCAUAGGUUCCAAACAGGCAGUGUUAGAUGAAGUAAAUGAUUUCAACAAGGAUAUUUGUAUCAGGGUUCUACUUCACUUCAUUAUGCAGCAUUACAUGUAUAUCACUUUUAUUGACGUCAUUAAAACAUUCUGUACUUUAAGCAUGAAAAGCAAUAUUUCAAAGUAUUUUUAAACUCAACAUUUGCCAUCAAAUAUGUUGAAUUGAUAAUCUAGAAGUUAUUUCAUAUAUAAAUUAGGAUUUUUUUGCAUUUAUGACUGGCUGUUUUUCUACUUUGUAAUUGUGAGACAUUUUCUUGGGGAGGGAAAAUUGGAAUGGUUCCCUUUUUUAGAAAUUGAAGUGGUCUUCAUAUAUCAACUACAGAAAAGGAAAAAAAUAGAAAUUGAAGGAUUUUUAUGAAAUUAUAUUGCAUUACUAUUUGCAGUCAAACUUCGAUCCUUGUUUUUGAAAUCAUUUAUCAAUUUGGAAUGAAAAAUUAUAAUGUAAGAUAUUUACAUUACAUAAGUUCAUUUUACAAUUAAAAAAUAGCACUUCUUCAUCUUAUGCCUGUUUGAGAAGAUACUAAAUUUUCACAUUGUUGACAGUGAAAUGCUAUGUUGGUUUAUAAGAUUACUGACCAUUUGUUUUCAUGUGGAUAAUUUUAGUGCAUUGCUCACCCGGUAUUUUUUUUUUUUUUAACUUGAACAUUUUGCUCGUUUUGGUUUUUCUUUUUUAAUUAGAUAAUCACAUGGAAAAUUAAGCUGUUCGUAUCUUUAAAUUAGGAUUGCAAACCAAGGGAAGAACACAUUUGAGAUUUUAAGAUGUCACUUAUAAGGGGAGAAGUGUUCUUAAAAAGUCAACCAGAAAACUGUUAUGCCUUUUAUUUCUUUGCAAGGAUGUCUUUGUAAUGUGUUUCAUGAAUAGAAUAUCCAAUACAGAUAAGCUGACUUGAAUCAUUUUGAGCAAUUUUGCCCUGUGUUAUGUGUGUUUCACGCACAUAUUUGCAGUUGGAUUUUCUCCAACAGAAAGUGGAUUCACUACUGGCACAUUAACAAGCACCAAUAGGUUUUUAUUCCAACUCCGAGCACUGUGGUUGAGUAACAUCACCUCAAUUUUUUAUUAUCCUUAAAGAUAUUGCAUUUUCAUAUUCUUUAUUUAUAAAGGAUCAAUGCUGCUGUAAAUACAGGUAUUUUUAAUUUUAAAAUUUCAUUCCACCACCAUCAGAUGCAGUUCCCUAUUUUGUUUAAUGAAGGGAUAUAUAAGCUUUCUAAUGGUGUCUUCAGAAAUUUAUAAAAUGUAAAUACUGAUUUGAUUGGUCUUUAAGAUGUGUUUAACUGUGAGGCUAUUUAACGAAUAGUGUGGAUGUGAUUUGUCAUCCAGUAUUAAGUUCUUAGUCAUUGAUUUUUGUGUUUAAAAAAAAUAGGAAAGAGGGAAACUGCAGCUUUCAUUACAGAUUCCUUGAUUGGUAAGCUCUCCAAAUGGUGAGUUCUAGUAAACUCUGAUUUUGCCUCUGGAUAGUAGAUCUCGAGCGUUUAUCUCGGGCUUUAAUUUGCUAAAGCUGUGCACAUAUGUAAAAAAAAAAAAAUAGAUUAUUUUAGGGGAGAUGUAGGUGUAGAAUUAUUGCUUAUGUCAUUUCUUAAGCAGUUAUGCUCUUAAUGCUUAAAAGAAGGCUAGCAUUGUUUGCACAAAAAGUUGGUGAUUCCCUCCCCCAAAUAGUAAUAAAAUUACUUCUGUUGAGUAAACUUUUUAUGUCAUCGUAAAAGCUGAAAAAAUCCCUUUGUUUCUAUUUAUAAGAAAAAAGUGCUUUUCUAUAUGUACCCUUGAUAACAGAUUUUGAAGAAAUCAUGUAAGAUGAUAAAGCAUUUGAAUGGUACAGUAGAUGUAAAAAAAAUUCAGUUUAAAAGAACAUUUGUUUUUACAUUAAAUGUUUAUUUGAAAUCAAAUGAUUUUGUACAUAAAGUUCAAUAAUAUAAAAGCUGUAUUCUGUUUUGGGGGGUUUUGUUAUUAUGCAUUGUUAACAUGUACAUUAAAAUUUUGAUUUAGAUAGCA